CAGGUAUUGCAAUCUGGACCACAUUAUAUUGUUCAUCUGAGCAGUGACCAUUUGACUGGCAUUCAAAGGAAUGGACUGGGUGUUGCCUGAAUUCUCUGUUUGAUAGCUUGAGUGAAAUUGCUAAGGAUUUCAAAUUCGUUUUCAUUGUUGGACAAUCAAAACAGGAUUUCAUAAUCUUUGCCAAGACAGAAAUGUCGACCAGAACAGUGCCAAAGAAUGGAUAAAUUGUUUUAAAAAAGCCGUUUUCUGUUCAUCAGGACUUCUCAUCGUUUGAUUUUGUCACAAAAAAGUUUCUUUGCGGAAUAUAACAGGCAGACCUAUUGCCAUAUUUUUCAAGGUGAUUUUCUAUAAGAAGAAUGGAAUAGGCUGACUCUCUUCUCUUAUGAAAGCUGGACUUGUUUCUUCUGGAGACAUGGCUCAAUCUGAAGACAUGCCUACAGAUUUGGGCGCUGAGGGUAAGGCAGAGAGCGAGUCCGUAGGGGAAAUGAAACGGGCUCGGACCAUGGCUAUGUACAACCCAGUCCCGGCCAAGCACAACUGCCUCACCGUUAACAGGUCUCUCUUUAUAUUUGCUGAGAAUAACAUCUUAAGAAAAUAUGCAAAGAAGAUCAUUGAGUGGCCUCCAUUUGAGUAUAUGAUCUUGGCCACCAUUAUAGCCAACUGCAUUGUGUUAGCCCUGGAACAGCAUCUUCCCGGUGAGGACAAGACACCAAUGUCAAAACGGCUGGAGAAGACGGAGCCCUAUUUCAUUGGAAUCUUCUGUUUUGAGGCUGGUAUCAAGCUGGUGGCACUUGGUUUUGUUUUCCAUAAGGGCUCCUAUCUCAGAAAUGGCUGGAAUGUAAUGGACUUCAUUGUUGUGUUAAGUGGGAUUCUGGCAACAGCUGGAUCUCAUAUGAAUAUUCCAGUGGAUUUGAGAACGCUAAGGGCUGUGCGUGUGCUGAGACCGCUUAAACUAGUUUCGGGUAUUCCCAGUUUACAGAUAGUUCUCAAGUCUAUUAUGAAAGCCAUGGUACCGCUGCUACAGAUUGGUCUUCUUCUCUUCUUCGCCAUUCUGAUGUUUGCUAUCAUCGGCCUGGAGUUUUAUAGUGGGAAACUACAUCACACUUGUGUCUCCUUACCAGAUAUCCUUGAUAAUGAGACCGUGGACUCAUCCGAGGUUGAGUUUGCGUGUGGAGUGAGGCGGUGUCCGGAUAAAUACAACUGUAGUGGCACAUGGAUUGGGCCCAAUGAUGGCAUCACUCAGUUUGAUAACAUCCUGUUUGCUGUUCUCACAGUAUUUCAGUGUAUCACCAUGGAGGGAUGGACUGCUGUCCUGUACAAUACCAAUGAUGCUCUGGGACCCACAUGGAAUUGGAUUUACUUUAUCCCUCUCAUCAUUAUUGGCUCAUUCUUUGUGCUCAACCUUGUUUUAGGUGUCCUCUCUGGGGAAUUUGCAAAAGAAAGAGAGCGUGUGGAGAACAGACGUGCAUUCAUGAAGCUUAGACGGCAGCAACAGGUGGAGAGAGAACUCAAUGGCUACCGUGCGUGGAUAGACAGAGCAGAGGAAGUAAUGCUUGCAGAGGAGAACAAGAAUUCUGGCAGAUCGGCAUUAGAUGUGUUAAAACGGGCCACCAGCAAGAAAAAUGCCAGGCGUCGAGGUCCAGGAGAGGAAAUAUCAACAGUUGGUGGUCCCAGACCAAGGGUCGGUAUACGAACUGCAAGACGAGGGCCUGCUGCUUACCUGCGGCGGAAGGAACGCAUGCUGCGGAUCUCUAUUCGCCGUAUGGUGAAAACAGACACCUUCUAUUGGAUAGUCCUUAGCCUGGUUGCACUCAACACCAUCUGUGUGUCUAUUGUUCAUCACAAUCAACCAGAAUGGCUCACUAUUAUUCAGUACUAUGCAGAAUUUGUGUUUCUUGGACUAUUUCUUGCUGAGAUGUUUCUGAAAAUGUAUGGCCUUGGUUUUCGUCUCUACUUCCAUUCAUCCUUCAACUGCUUUGAUUGUGGGGUGAUUGUGGGUAGUAUUUUUGAAGUGAUCUGGGGAUUCUUCAGGCCUGGAGUGUCUUUUGGCAUCAGUGUCCUUAGAGCUUUACGGCUACUGCGAAUCUUUAAGAUAACCAAAUAUUGGUCAUCCUUGCGAAACUUGGUGGUGUCCCUAAUGAGCUCCAUGAAAUCUAUCAUCAGUUUGCUCUUCCUCCUCUUCCUGUUUAUUGUAGUCUUUGCCUUGCUUGGCAUGCAGCUGUUUGGUGGCAGGUUCAUCUUUGAAGACUUUACUCCUGCAAAUUUUGACACCUUUCCAGCCUCCAUCAUGACUGUCUUUCAGAUUCUUACCGGAGAAGACUGGAAUGAGGUGAUGUACAAUGGGAUACGCUCCCAAGGUGGAGUGCAGUAUGGAAUGUGGUCCUCGAUCUACUUUAUUGUUCUGACCUUGUUUGGGAACUACACAUUGCUCAAUGUAUUUUUGGCUAUUGCUGUGGAUAAUCUAGCCAAUGCACAGGAACUAACUAAAGAGGAGGAAGAAGAGGAGGAAGAGUUCUUUAACCAGCAUUACAAAAGCAGAGAGUUUGGCCUCUCUGAGAGGAGACGGAGGCCAUACUUGUACAGGAAACGUGCUAUCCACCGAGGCCGACCCUCACCUGCAGAGCCAGAGGAGGAAUCUUCUGAAAAGCCAAGCGAAGAAGUGCCUAUUAAUGCUUUUGCUGGGCGCCGUGAGAGACGCAAAAAGAUAAGCACAUCUGUUUGGGAGCAACGGACAAACCAGCUGCGGAAACGACGGCAGAUAGCAAGCCGUGAGGUCCUGUUUGUCAGUCCCACAGAGGACCAGCUGGACACUCCAGUGAGCGAUCAGCACCAUUGCUUGUCCCCUGAAACCAGUCCGUUGCACUUGCCAGAAUCACCAAUGUCAGUGGUAAUGCCUCUACCAGAACCGCCCAUGUCCAUCACCAUCCCUCUGCCUGAACCUCCAGAGUCUGAGCCGGUGCCCUUGAUGGGAUCUGGACAUGAGGACAAGCCAAGUAUAAAUAAUCAUUCCAAUACAGAAAGAAGGCAUCGCGUAGCAAGGAAGUUUCGAGCUGCUGCUGCUGUUGGCGUGGUGGAGGGUAAAAGACCUAAACGCCACAGACAUAGAGAGGCCAAAAUAGAAGCUAAAAACACAGAUAAUCACCAGCAGUUUGGCUACAGUGAGAAACAGGGCGACGAGUAUAAAAAUGAGGAAACACGGUCCAAAAACAUUCUCCACAUUGACGAAACUGAAACAAGCAUGUGUGCCAAGCCAACUGAGGAUCAUGAAGAACGGCGACAUGUGUUUGUUGGUGAUGGGUCUGAGGUUUCCCAAGCAUCUUGUCUUCAGAAGCUACAGUGUAUAAAUACUGAAAUGGAGGAUCAAGCAGAACAACAUGAAUUUAAAUACGUUUCAGGGGAAGUCUCGGACUUUGACAAAAAUGUUGGCUAUUUAAAUCAAGAGGAGUGUAAAACCAGGGCCAGCAUAAAACGAGAGACAUCAUCCCAGCCUUUACUGGAAAUGGCACCAAUCACAGUUAGUUUCAAGGAUGUGGAGGCUGCUGAUGAUAAUGGGGAUGUGGGUGAACAAUCGACUUCCUCCAUAUCUGACACACCAGACAGCAUGUUCAUUUUUAAAAGCGAAAAUCCUAUUAGAAAGAUCUGCCACUAUGCGGUGACCCUGCGAUACUUUGAGAUGACUAUUCUUCUGGUGAUUGUGGCCAGUAGCAUUGCACUGGCUGCUGAAGACCCUGUGAGCACCAAUUCAGAGAGAAAUAAAGUUCUACGCUACUUUGAUUAUGUAUUCACUGGGGUCUUUACCUUCGAAAUGAUUAUAAAGAUGAUUGACCAGGGCCUUAUUCUUCAUGAUGGAUCUUAUUUCCGGGACAUGUGGAACAUUCUAGACUUCAUUGUUGUUGUUGGGGCUCUAAUUGCUUUCGCACUGACGAAUUUAAUGGGAAACAACAAAGGCAGAGACAUCAAGACCAUCAAGUCUUUACGAGUCCUCAGAGUUCUUCGUCCCCUCAAGACCAUCAAAAGACUUCCAAAGCUCAAGGCUGUGUUCGAUUGUGUGGUCACAUCCCUAAAGAACGUCCUUAACAUUCUCAUUGUCUACAAACUCUUCAUGUUUAUCUUCGCUGUCAUUGCGGUGCAGCUUUUUAAAGGAAAGUUUUUUUACUGUAAUGAUGGCUCCAUGGGCACUCAGAAGGAAUGUCAGGGCUACUACAUUGACUAUGGGAGAGACAGAAAGGAGGUGAAGAGGAGGGAGUGGAGGAGACAUGAGUUCCACUAUGAUAAUGUUCUUUGGGCUCUUUUAACACUCUUCACCGUGUCAACAGGCGAGGGCUGGCCACAAGUUCUUCAACACUCAGUGGAUGUAACUGAAGAAGACCAUGGCCCAAGUAGAGGAAACCGCAUGGAGAUGUCAAUUUUCUAUGUUGUUUACUUCGUUGUUUUUCCCUUUUUCUUUGUCAACAUCUUUGUUGCUCUCAUCAUCAUCACAUUCCAGGAGCAGGGCGACAAGAUGAUGGAGGAAUGCAAUCUGGAGAAAAAUGAGCGGGCUUGCAUAGACUUUGUUAUUAGUGCAAAGCCUCUAACAAGAUACAUGCCUCAGAACAGACAGACACUCCAGUACCGAUUAUGGCACUUUGUGGUGUCACCAUCAUUCGAGUACACAGUUUUGGUCAUGAUUGCACUUAACACAGUUGUGCUUAUGAUGAAGUACCACUCGGCCCCAGCUACUUAUGACACAGUGUUAAAGCACCUGAACACAGCAUUCACUGUGCUAUUCUCUCUUGAAUGCAUCUUGAAAAUAAUGGCUUUUGGCGUUAUGAAUUACUUUCGUGACACAUGGAACAUAUUUGAUUUUAUCACCGUACUUGGCAGCAUCACUGAAAUUGUGGUAGAUUUACAGUCUUUGAACACCAUCAAUAUGAGUUUCCUGAAACUGUUCAGAGCAGCUAGACUCAUUAAGCUGUUGCGGCAAGGCUACACAAUACGAAUUUUGCUGUGGACAUUUGUUCAGUCUUUCAAGGCCCUUCCGUAUGUUUGUCUUCUUAUCGCCAUGCUGUUCUUUAUAUAUGCCAUUAUUGGCAUGCAGGUAUUUGGAAAUAUUAAAUUAAAUGCUGAAAGCCACAUCAAUCAGCACAACAAUUUCAAGACUUUCUUUGGUGCCUUGAUGCUGCUUUUUAGAAGUGCCACAGGAGAGUCGUGGCAGGAGAUCAUGCUCUCAUGUCUCAGUAGGAAGGAGUGUGAGCCGGACCCUUCUAUAGCGCCACCUUUCACCUCGCCAGAUCAUCAAGGUGGUUGUGGGACGGAUUUUGCCUAUUUCUACUUUGUUUCCUUCAUCUUUUUCAGCUCAUUUUUGAUGCUGAACCUGUUCGUGGCUGUAAUUAUGGACAACUUUGAGUACUUGACUCGGGACUCCUCCAUUCUUGGCCCUCAUCAUCUGGACGAGUUUGUACGCAUCUGGGGGGAAUAUGACCGAGCAGCAUGUGGCCGUAUACACUACACUGCUAUGUACGAGAUGCUAACUCACAUGUCUCCACCUCUUGGACUGGGAAAGAAAUGUCCUGCCAAAAUUGCUUACAAGAGACUGGUGUUGAUGAAUAUGCCAGUGGAUGAGGACAUGACAGUUCACUUUACAUCAACACUCAUGUCUUUAAUCCGAACAGCACUGGAGGUCAAAAUUGCCAGAGGUGGCGAGGACCGGAUUCAGUUAGACACUGAACUGCAAAAGGAAAUAAGUGUUACAUGGCCACACCUACCCCAAAAAACUUUGGAUCUUCUGGUACCGAUCAAUAAAGACACGGACAUGACUGUUGGAAAGAUCUAUGCGUCGAUGAUGAUCAUGGAUUACUUUAAGCAAAGCAAAGCCAAGAAAUUGAGACUACAGAUUGAGGCACAGAGAAGUCCCAACCUGCCUCUGAUAUCUCAUAGUGCUGGAUCAGCCCUGACCAGUGGAGGGUUUGUGGCUUUGAGUCCACUAUCACCACAGGAGCUCUUACUGCAGCCCAUGAGCCAUCGCACUGACAGCAGCGAAGACAACGAUGUCUCACAGGUUGAUGAAUCAGAGUUAAAUGGCCAUUGGGGAGAAGAUGAACAUGCAUUCAGAACAAGACACAAGAGCUACAAAGCUGCAGUUUCCCGCUCAGGCCAGUCACAGUACUUGGAAAAGGUGCGGGGACGACCAAAAGAACAGCGGCUUCUACGGUCCCCAGAGAACUCUAAAUCUGGCUCGCGCUCUCCCAGUGAGGAGAGGAUGCAUGGUGUCACCAGACAGGGCAACAGCUCAGAAAGCCCAGUUCCCUCCACCUCGGAAUCCAGCACCCCAAGUGGUAAGCGGCGUCUUUCCCAAACCUCCACCUGCUCACGUCCUCAUAUUUCUUACUCGCCCUUAGUGUGCAAGACGCAGUCUUCAUCACAAGCUCAUGAGGAUGAUGAUGACCCAACCAUGCAGCAGAUGUUAGUCUGCUGUGGUACUUCCGUGUGGGAUAACAGUGCUGAAGACCAGGACAUAAGGGCAAGACAUCAGGAGGGCCAUCAUUUCGAAAUGGAUGAGUCCUUUCUUGCCCUACAAGAGGAAGAGCACAGUCCCGAUACUUCAACGCCUAUGGAAACUCUCACGUUUGAGGCUGCGGUGGCCACCAGCCUAGGCCGUGCUAACACCAUCAGUGCGUCGAUGCGCACGAGGUCACGGAGGGGCUGGCAGGUGCCUAACGGACACUUCCGGAAAAGAUUGGCUCAGAGUGUAUCCAUCGCGGGUGGUGAAGCCCUCAGUGAUACAGAAGAUGACAAAUACUAGAUUUAUCAGUAUACAGAUAUCUAGGACACUGAGGUGGACACUGAUCUCCAUAGACAGAGGAGCAAUAUUAAACAGGGGUUUUAUAGACAUAUGGGCAUAUUCUGUGUAUGUAAUGAAAUGAGUCAGGAAAAGGUAUCAAAACUCUUCAAUUUACUUGUUUUUUUUGAUUACUCAACUGGAAAGCACACAUAUGGGGCCCUGCUUUAUUACCUGUUGAGGAAAUGAUGUUAAUGGUUAUCAUGAUUUUACCUUAAUUCCAUUGUGUGGUUAAUUUCUGCACUGAAAGGUGCUAAUAAUGCAAAUUCUACUGCUGGGAAAUGUUCCUUAAUUUAAUUGAAUAGGCCACUGUUAGUAGAUAGGCAGUACAAUCUAUUAAUAAAUGACAUUUAAUAUUUUAGAAAAACCUGAAAUGUUGUUACCUUUACAUUUUCACAAACUUGAAGUGGCGACCUGUUGACAAUUAAACUUGACAUUCAUAGGUUAGUUCAUGCAAACUUACAUGAUGGCUUAAACAGAAAAGAAGGGAAAAGACGUUACGAUUGAGGCUUCAAUUGUUCUACAGUAAACGUCUGCUUUGAAAUGUGUUUACCUGAAUUUCUAUUGUGAACUCUUAUAAAGACUCAACCUUAUUCAGGAAAUGUCCAAUCAAUUCAGGAAAUGUUAAAAAA
Triplophysa dalaica is the source of this 7449-nucleotide messenger RNA. RefSeq names its product calcium channel, voltage-dependent, R type, alpha 1E subunit b (gene cacna1eb). Gene Ontology annotation, molecular function: high voltage-gated calcium channel activity. Gene Ontology annotation, cellular component: membrane; voltage-gated calcium channel complex; neuronal cell body. The record is from RefSeq and is a predicted model, not a curated record. Lineage: Eukaryota; Metazoa; Chordata; Actinopteri; Cypriniformes; Nemacheilidae. Gene Ontology annotation, biological process: calcium ion import across plasma membrane; chemical synaptic transmission. Bases 383 to 6781 code for a protein of 2132 amino acids. The transcript is spliced from 46 exons.